Messenger RNA from Meleagris gallopavo (turkey), 1270 nucleotides. NCBI's taxonomy places the organism in Eukaryota, Metazoa, Chordata, Aves, Galliformes, Phasianidae. The record is from RefSeq and is a predicted model, not a curated record.
AGAGUUACUGAAGUUAUUUUCCUUCCCUUCAGUUUACAAUGGAUUUUGGAUAAACAAGAUCUAUUGAAGGAACGCCAAAAAGACUUGAAAUUUCUGACUGAAGAAGAAUAUUGGAAGCUACAAAUAUUUUUUACUAAUGUUAUCCAGGCUUUAGGUGAACAUCUUAAAUUAAGACAACAAGUUAUUGCCACUGCUACAGUCUACUUCAAGAGAUUCUAUGCCAGAUAUUCCCUAAAAAGUAUAGAUCCAGUAUUAAUGGCUCCUACGUGUGUGUUUUUGGCAUCCAAAGUAGAGGAGUUUGGUGUUGUUUCAAAUACAAGGUUGAUUUCUGCUGCUACUUCUGUGUGUAAGUAUUAGUGAUUUUCAUUCUACCAUAGUUAGGUAUCUCUUUAGGGAGGUUGGACUUUUUUUAAUGAUAGCUAUUUUUAUUAAGUCAUGGGUGGUUACAUGUUGGCUGCUUGAAGUCAGUUAAAUCCAUUUAGCAUAAAUAACUUCUGUUUUUAAAUAUGGAAACAGAAGACUCUCUCCUUUAUUAGUUCUUGUUGAUUCUGAUACGAGCUUGUAAGAAACAUAAGUAAAAAUAAAAAUUAAAUACUGAGGCUUAUAAAUAGUCUAGGGUAGUGAAUAGACUUCUGAGCUACUCAAAGAUAGAACUAGGAACUUAGGUCUUUAUUUGUUUAUUCUAUCAGGUAUGUUUCCAUGGAAGCACCUGUUUGUAGAAGUUUUGGUAGGCUUCAUGCCUCCUAAGGUUUUUAAUCCUUUUUUUCCCCCGUCAUAAAAUUAAAUUUCACACAAUAUUUAUUUCUAAAUAUAUUUAAUAACCUACGUAUUGUUCACAAAUAAAGAUGCAACAAAAUCACACUGUAGUUACUUUAUUUUCUCUCUUUCUUGCUUGCCUUAUAUUUCUCAUUUCCUGUAAAUGUCAUGUCAACCACCAAGGUCUUAAAGCAAUGGCUUCCUUAACUAAAUGCUGUAAUUUGACCCAGAAGGUCCAGCUGCUCUCAAAAGGGAAUUCCUCAUUAUGCUCUUCAAAAUGUAGGUCAGUGCUUUCAAAAUAGCUCUUAACUGCUGAGGGGACAGGUGACUGGCUGCAUCUGUAGCCUCCACAUGCGGUAACUAUAUCAAUCCAUGGGGCUGGCUGUAUGACAAUUCUACCACCAGAAACUGAAACAUGUCUUCAGUGCCAGCCUGACCAAGACCAGUACUAGAUUUAGCGAAGUGUUGCUAUUUUUAUAGCAGAAGCAUCUCCAAGCACAGAUCUGUGUGGCUA